Molecule: messenger RNA, 2143 nt
Organism: Erpetoichthys calabaricus (reedfish)
Lineage: Eukaryota; Metazoa; Chordata; Cladistia; Polypteriformes; Polypteridae
Gene: rdh10a
Product: retinol dehydrogenase 10a
Exons: 7
Cellular component (GO): lipid droplet
Molecular function (GO): oxidoreductase activity, acting on the CH-OH group of donors, NAD or NADP as acceptor
Source: RefSeq, a predicted model, not a curated record
UUCUCUGAACUUUUAUUGCGUAUUUAAUUAUCGACAGUUCUACAGUUACAUCAUUGAAGUGACUCAAAAUUCAAAUGCCAUUUUGUUUCAAAGCACCACUUUCGUUCCGUACGGCAGCCCACGUAAAAUGUUUUCGUUGGUUACCGGCGCUGAGCCGGUCGGGCCAGUCGGGUUUAAAUAGCAGGCGAUCGUCGCACAAUCUGCUCAGUUUUGGCAGCGGCGCUAAGUCGAGGGGGACUCGAAUAGCAGGGAAGGGGUUGGCUAAGCAGUGGAGCUUGUUAGACAGGAGGGGUACGCGAGAACGGGGCGCUGGGCACUUAACGCUGUCUGAUCACAGUACGCCUUAGGGGUUGCUUGACUAACAAACUAGAAGUUUUAUAGACUCUCUGAGAAACUCGGACACUUUUAUGAAUAUUUAACAGUACGACCCAUUCUUUUUUAGGAAUUAACAGUCGUAUUUGGUUUAAUUCACAGUUACUAGACUUGACUAGGCAAGACUAUUUUUAUCUGUUGAAGACGCUUCUUUUUUGUACUCACCGAGUCCUCUUGACAUUUUUUUCUAUUUUUUAUUAUAAGCCAAAGUGUGAGCGGUUAAAGAAGCUGAACGUUUAAUUCGUUCUUCGUCUUCUGGUGCAUAGACUGCCAGUUUUAUGAUCACUGGGCUUCAGUAAUUACCAUUAGCUACUACUGAUUCCGUUUUAUUGUAGCUUAUUUAUUUAAGAAAAAUAUUUAUUUGUGCAUACUCGCUGCCAAAGCGCUGCUCAUCAUGAAUAUUGUUGCCGAGUUUUUCGUGGUCGCCUUCAAGGUGCUCUGGGCGUUUGUACUUUCCGCUCUCAAGUGGUUCGUGAGACCCAAGGAGAAGAGUGUGGCCGGCCAGGUGUGCCUCAUCACCGGUGCGGGCAGCGGCCUCGGGCGCCUGUUUGCCAAGGAGUUCGCGCGCCGGCAAGCAAUUCUGGUCCUGUGGGACAUUAACAGCCAGGGCAACGAAGAGACUGCCGAGAUGGUGCGCCAGAUCUACAAGGAGUUGGGCAGCCAGCAAACGGACGGUGCUAUGGAAGAGGUUACAACUUUCCAACCACAAGUUUAUACCUAUGUAUGUGAUGUGGGAAAGCGUGAUAAUGUUUACCAGACUGCUGAAAAAGUACGCCGGGAAGUGGGAGAUAUCGAUGUCCUCGUCAACAACGCUGGUGUUGUAUCCGGCCACCACCUGCUAGAGUGUCCUGACGAGCUCAUAGAGAGGACCAUGAUGGUGAACUGUCAUGCUCACUUUUGGACUACCAAAGCUUUUCUUCCCAAGAUGCUGGAGAUCAAUCACGGCCACAUUGUGACAGUUGCAAGUUCUCUUGGGUUGUUCAGCACUGCUGGAUGUUGAGAGGAUUACUGUGCAAGUAAAUUUGGUGCAGUCGGCUUCCAUGAAUCUUUAAGUCACGAGCUGAAAGCUGCAGAUAAGGAUGGCAUCAAAAUGACACUUGUUUGCCCAUACCUUGUAGACACUGGCAUGUUUCGAGGCUGCAGAAUCCGCAAAGAAAUCGAGCCAUUUCUUCCUCCCCUGAAACCGGAGUAUUGUGUCAAACAAGCUAUGAAUGCAAUCCUCACCGAUCAACCGAUGAUCUGCACGCCUCGCCUCAUGUACAUGGUUAACUUCAUGAAAAGCAUCCUUCCCUUUGAAGCUGUGGUGUGCAUGUAUCGGUUUUUGGGAGCAGACAAAUGCAUGUACCCUUUUAUUGCACAAAGAAAGCAAGCAAUGAACAACAAUGAAGCUAAAAAUGGAAUCUAAGUGUGCCAGUGUGUGUGGAGUGCAGACUCCUUCAUGGCGAGGGGACACAGACCACUGAAGGUUCUUAUUUUUGAAGACUGAAUGAAUGAAUGAAGACUGGUGCACUUGCAUUGACGAGAUGCAAAGGUUUUACCAUAUUGUUCUCCUGGAACAAACAGAAAGCUGUGUACUACACUUUGUUUUUUCCCCCCUUUGCUGAAACCUGUCUUGUUUAUAUACUGUAAACAUUCUAGAAGUUGACAAAGAAUAGUUUUAAAGAAUAUGCAAAAUUAUUCAAGAAAUAUGUUAUUUACUUAAUGUAGUCACCAGCAGCAUUUAAUGUUUUAUAUGUGGUAAUAUACAGUAUGUUACUGUAUGAAAUGUCUA